AUGGCGACCAAGGAUGCGGUAGGAUCUAAAAUGACGCCUUGGAAUCGUUACUGUGGUACUCUUACAAACCCCACUAGUGGAGCGGUUUCUACCACUGGUACCCUGCAGACUUCCGUAGCUACUUACACAUGCAACCAGGGGUUCAAACUGACUGGAGUGAGCACAAGAACGUGUGUGCUCGGAACAGGAUGGUCUGACUUGGCACCGACAUGUGUGGCAGGCAAGGUAGGAGAUUCCUGUGCAACAGUUACCAAUCUAUGUGUGAACCUGAUCAACGCACCAUGUACAGCAGGCGUCUGCACCUGUGUCCUUGGAUACACGCAAAGCAAUGACUAUGAAUGCACUGAAAUAAACGAAUGUGGUUCUUCUCCCUGCAUGAAUGGGGGCUCGUGUACCAAUGAGAUAGCAAAGUUCACGUGCACGUGUGCUACUGGAUAUAACGGAACAAGAUGUGAAACAAAUCCAAACGACUGCCUUUCUGUGCCGUGUCAGAAUGGAGGCACGUGCACUGACGGACUUGCCACCUUCACGUGCAGCUGUGCGGCCGGUUACACGGGAGCUACCUGCGCUACAAACAUCAACGAGUGUACUUCCACUCCGUGUUUGAAUGGGGCUACUUGUAACGAUGGUGUCAACGGAUACAUGUGUUCGUGCGUUGCUGGGUUUACCGGUAUCCACUGUGAGACAAACAUAAAUGAGUGUAUAUCAAACCCAUGUAAGAACGGUGCCUCCUGCUUCGACGCCGUUAACAAGUACACGUGCAACUGUGCAGUUGGCUUCACUGGGACACACUGUGACACAAACAUUGACGACUGCGCAUCUAACCCUUGCCGAAACGGAGGAAACUGUGCGGACGGCAUUGCCAGAUAUACUUGCACGUGCGCUGCUGGUUACACAGGGACUAACUGUGACACGAAUAUCGACGAAUGUGCCUCCACUCCGUGUAAAAAUGGGGCAGCGUGCCAAGACAAAGUGAACGGAUUCACGUGUACUUGUGUGGCAGGGUAUACAAGCACCUUGUGUGAAACAGAUAUCAAUGAGUGUGCCACCGCUAUCUGCCAGAACGGAGGCUCAUGUGUGGACCAGAACGGUGGCGCAUGCGCAGACCUUGUAUACGCGUACAAGUGUACUUGCCUCAAUGGCUACACCGGUAGCACAUGUGCGACAGAUAUUAAUGACUGCAGUCCGGACCCAUGUGUAAAUGGCAUCUGCACAGACAAAGUUUUCGAUUACACGUGCGCAUGUUCUUCGGGAUACUCGGGCAAAAACUGCAGCACAGAUGUCAACGAGUGUCUGUCCAGUCCAUGUAGAAAUGGGGGCACGUGUACAGAUAUCGUCAAUGGAUAUUUUUGUAGAUGCGCAGCUGGAUACGAGGGGGUCACGUGUCAAACAGAUUCAAACGAAUGUAUGUCGUCGCUGUGCAGGACAGGGUCGACCUGUGUUGAUCGUGUCAAUGGCUACAUUUGUCAGUGCGCCCCUGGGUACACUGGGCAGUACUGCGACCAAGAUAUAAAUGAAUGUCUGACUCAUCAGUGCCAAAACUCCGCCACGUGCGUUGAUAAAGUGAACACGUACACAUGCACGUGUAAAGCAGGCUACACCGGAACGCUUUGCGAAAUAGAUAUCAAUGAUUGCUCCCCAAAUCCAUGUCAAAACGGUGGCACGUGCACAGACAGAGUCAAUGGAUAUACCUGCGCAUGUGCAGACGGAUAUACAGGAACAACGUGUAGUCCUGCUACACUGAACAACGACUGCUCUGCACGGCCCGGUGUUUGUUCCAACAUCCUGAAAGCAGAAUGUGACGGCUUGAAAUGUGUGUGUUCUUCUGGAUAUUAUCAGACAGGAUCCAUCACCUGUAGCAGGAAAGAUUGCGGAACAAUCGUGCCUGCUAUUUACGGAACCGUUAACCAUUCGGAGGACACUCUUUACGAGGCCAAGGCAUACUUCUCGUGCGAGACAGGCUACACACGCACUGGCUUGGCUUCUGUGUCCUGUCGGGCAGAUCAAACGUGGAGUGGAUCCACACCUAUAUGUGUUAUCAAAGACUGUGGCACUUUGUCUAAGCCACUGAAUGGUUCGGUAAGCUUUGUACCUAACACCGAGUAUCUAAGCCAGGCCGAGUUCGAAUGCGAUAUUGGGUAUUCCCUAAGCGGUAACAAAACUAGGACGUGCACAGACACUGGCAGGGCCACUGGCGUAUGGGCUGGCACCAGUCCUACCUGCGUGAUUAAAGAUUGUGGCCUAUUGACUGCCCCUGGCAACGGUACAAUAGAUACCCAGACCGGCACAAAAUAUCAAAGUGUCACUCUGUUCUACUGCAACACUGGCUUUGAUCUCAUUGGAGUUUCUUCUACCAAAUGCGGCGCGGAUGGCGUCUGGGAUUCCGUGAAACCCAGGUGUCAGAUUAAAGAUUGCUUAUCUCUGGCUGCACCGGCAAACGGCAAUAUUAACUUGCCGCAAGGUACGACCUACUCCGCCAAUGUUACGUACACUUGCAACAUCGGAUACACACUGAACGGAAUCGCUUCACGGAUAUGUCAGUCUACCGGGCAGUGGACUAACUCUCCUCCAACUUGUGAAAUCAACACUUGUACAGUUCUCUCAAAUCCAUCAAACGGAAAGGUCGAUCUAUCUAAUGGAACGAAAUACCAAUCGACGGCAGUAUACACAUGUAACUCUGGAUUCUUACUGAGUGGAAGUGCAGGCCGAACAUGCCAGGCUGACAAAACAUGGUCUAGCAGUGAACCCAUUUGCAACAGAAUAAGUUGUCCAACGCUGACAGCGCCUUCUAAUGGUGCAGUUGACCUCUCUGAUGGACUGCUGUAUGAAGACAUUGCAACGUUCAGUUGCAAUACUGGAUACGCUAUGGUUGGAACCUCCACACGGCAAUGUCUCGCAACUAAAUUAUGGAGCGGAGAAUCGCCUACCUGUCAAAUAAAAAAUUGUGGUUCACUGACUUAUCCUGAUAACGGACUUGUGCUAACAGUCCAUGGAACAGAAUACCUGAAAAUAGCGAACUACUCCUGUAACCAGGGUUACAUUAUUAGUGGCGUAAGCACAAGAACAUGUUUAUCCUCAGGAAUAUGGAGUGCGUCUCCGCCUACAUGCGUCAUUUUGGACUGCGGACCGGUGGCCAACAUUACACAAGGAACGUUGACCUAUUCGCCUGCGAACAGUAAGCAAUACGGAUCAACGGUGUUCUACGAUUGUAACGACGGGUACGAAAUAAAGGGAGUGUCCUCCAGAGUUUGUGAGGCGAAUGGACUGUGGAGUGGUACACAACCAUCGUGCGCAAUACUGAGUUGCGAUGAGCCUUCAGACAUCCCCAAUGGCUACUCGUGGCUUCCCUCUGGUAACCAAGUGGGCGACUAUGCCAUGUACGCGUGCAACAGUGGCUACGGGCUUGUUGGCGACCCUUCGGUCAUCUGUAAACCAUCAGGGCAUUGGGAUUCGGCACCGGAAUGCAGGCUUGAUUGCGGAAAUCCACCGAGUGUUGCCAACGGUUUAGUGACCGUCCCGGACGGAACGCUGGUUGGGAAAAAUGCAACGUACUCGUGCAACAACGGUUAUGAAGUAGCGGGUAAAGACACGAUUGUUUGCACGACCUCUGGAGUAUGGGCAGAGAGUCCGAGAUGCAAUCUGAUUCAAAUUGUCUACAACACACUAUGUUCGGUAACUGCCCAGUGCAAAACCAAGGGUUCAACAUGCCGGGACGACACAAACGGUCAGGACAGAUGUCUGUGCGCAUUGACUGGACAAUUCUUUGACUCCAGCCAAGAUAAAUGCCUAAGCAUAUGUGAACCUCUUCCAAAUCCCACUAACGGAAUUGUUACCAACCCCUCUGUACUGGCUGAAAGUCAAAAGGCAACGUACACAUGUUUCGUCGGCUACGCCCUAAAUGGGCCUGGAACACGUUACUGCCUAUCUACGGGUCAAUGGGACACCACGGCACCUUUGUGCAUUACUGGAUGCCCUGCCCCAUUAGCACCAUCUCACGGGUCUGUGAAUGCAAGCGACGGUCUGGCCGCAGGGGACAUCAUUCGGUAUUCGUGUGACGAAGGAUACGCCUUAUUGGGUGUACAAGAACGCAUUUGUGGCUGGGAUUCGAAGUGGAGUGGAAGCGUGCCGUCAUGCGUUAUUGAAUGCCCACUUCUUGACAACAUUCCCAAUGGGUACGUGGAUAUGUCGCUAGGCAACUGGGUGGGCUCCAAGGCGACCUACAUCUGUACGAACAACCAUGCACUUGUCGGAAUAUCAACGAGAACUUGCGAGAGCACAGGCGUAUGGAGUGGUGUGGUUCCCACAUGUGUUUUUGCAAUAUUUCCUGAUGUCAUUUUGGUGUUUGGGACCUUGUUCGUGGUGUUGGUGUUAGUGGACAUAUUCGUCAUUAGCGUAUGCCUUUACUACAGAUACUGCAAAACCAAGCCGAAGCCACUCCCAGUGGAACCGAAGAAGGAGGUACCCGAUGUGUUUGACGAUUAUGAAGACCCUAAAGAACUUACGUUCGAUACUUUUAAAAUUGGACCAUCGUUUCAACGGAGUCGUGCGACCGUCCCUGAACAACCCAAUCCGGUGAUCAAAGAGAAAGAUACUCCUUUUCGUACCGCGGUUUCAACCAAUAAAAUCCUUCUCCCUGUAACAAACACCUCGAAGGCCAAAGGCAGCGACAAUGUAGCACAUGAAAGGAAUAGCGUUAUCAAGGGACGAAAGAGCAAUGAUCUAAAUCCAAACGAUUUAUCCAACCGAGUAGUUGCACCAAUGCCUUCCAAAGUUCGCCUUCCUCCUCUGCACAAAAUGCUGACUAAGGUCGGAAAAGAGUUCAAUACUAUGUCGUUUGACGAUUCUGGACACGAAAAAUCGGUCACCGAAGGAAGAGACGGUGGGUACCACACAGCAAACAGCGAUGAUAAUCACACCCACUCUUUCGAAUCAUCUGAAGACGAGUUCGGUGAUCCAAAUGGUAUCAGCCCGUCAAUCUCUGGAGAUGUAAAUCCCUCCCCCAUCGAGAAGCGCAGGAAUGUGCUUGAAGCUGCAGCGGAUACGUUCCGAGGACGAGCUGUAAUCCCACCCGUAAUGGACUCGCCGCAUACCGAGAAAGAAAGGGCGGCUUUCAAGCCUGAGACGAGGAGGCAACUUAGAGGCACCGUGGAGACUUACAACCCUCCCAAUAUGUUCCAGUAAUAAUUGCAAAAAGUGGAAGUUAUACAGAUAAAAAACAAUUAUUAUUGCA
Dreissena polymorpha is the source of this 5230-nucleotide messenger RNA. RefSeq names its product neurogenic locus notch homolog protein 1-like. NCBI's taxonomy places the organism in Eukaryota, Metazoa, Mollusca, Bivalvia, Myida, Dreissenidae. The coding region runs from base 1 to 5181 and encodes 1726 amino acids. Gene Ontology annotation, biological process: Notch signaling pathway. The record is from RefSeq and is a predicted model, not a curated record. The transcript is spliced from 35 exons. Gene Ontology annotation, molecular function: calcium ion binding; Notch binding.